GAUAUUCCCUAGGCGUUGCCGUGGAGGAGCGACCGCGUUGUUAGCGCACGCUGCCCAGCGCACACGGCGUGUUGUGGGAUAUCCGGCGCAAAUUUGCCCGAUACUCGAGUCCGUCGUUGCACAACCCGGAGGUAGUUUCGCGAACCUGGCUGUUUCCUGGACACCGUCACCAUUGCACGCUUCAAGGUUGUGCGGGACGGCAGCGGCAUGGCGAGCGGCACGGCGACGCUCAGCGAGGAACUGCGCGAACCUCCGGAUCGGGGCCUUCUCGAACGAGAGGGCAGUCCGGACAACGGCCGGGGAUUCUCUGAGCCCCGGUUUCCCCCGAUGAAUCCCGGUAACUCGGACGGACCGGUCAAGCCCCGUGUUCGCUGCAUGGACGUGAACCUGUACGCGACCAAGAAGAGCAUCGCCCAGGGCAUGAUGGACAUCGCCCUGCUCACUGCCAACGCGUCCCAGCUCAAGCACCUCCUGCACGAGGGGCCGGAGGUCAACCGCUUCUUCGGGCUCACCGUCGCCUGCGUGGCGCUCUCUAUCGCACUUCAAGUACUCGUCGGCGUACUACUCAUCUUCAAUGGCCGUUACAACAUCAACAAGACCCACCAGCAGCGUCGUGCCGAAACCCUCAACAACCUCGUCAUUAUCGGCGUCUUCCUCAUCACAGUCAUCAACAUUUUUGUGUCUGCAUUCAGUGGGCCAGACACUCCACGCUGGGUCAGUGAAAAAUCCAGAAUACCCUGAGCAAGUUCAGUCAGUGACGUACUAUUUAUCGGUCCGCGCCUCCAACGCCGAGACAACGUUCGACAACUUGUCGAGCGGAACGCCAUUUUCUUUUUGUCUCGACGUGCGGCCAACAAGAUAGCACCGUUGCCCAGACCAGCCGAGCCGUACGUCCACACCGUUUUGAAAUGUCAUCUUCCGUGGCAAGCCGUCGUUCAUGGCGCGAGUUUGGCAAGGAGAGACCUUGGCACGCCGGCCUGCACGAGAGGCUCGGCCGGCAUUGUGACAAGCCACGGACAUGAGUGCAAGAGGGCGAGCCACGCCAUCUCCAGGAGACUGGGGACCGCCACCCAGACGGACCAGAGGCUGUUGCACCGGGAACUGCCGUCGACGGCCGUCACGCCGCCGAAGACGAACAUCUGUCCGCUCUCGGACACUGCUGCGGAGUGGAAGUAGACUGGACUCGGGAGGGACAUAGGCAACUUGGUCCACUGAAGUUUCCGCAAGUCCAGCUGCCACAGGUCAUCGAGGACUUGGGUGCCGCUGUGGCCACCGCAAACGAAGGCACCUGCGUGUGGGUCGGUGUGUGAUCGUGGGACGGAGCUUAAGAAAAGGCGAGGCAAGGUCUUAGUCGGUUUGCCGGAGUGACCUCUUUUUUAGGCCUCGAACUUGGCCUGUCUUCGUUUGGCUUGUACCUUGACGAGUCGUAAUGUGGCUCGAUUACAGGCGGGACAGAGUUUAAGAAAAAAGAAAAACAAGGUCCGAGUACUCGCAAUUAUUGUUUUAGUCUUUUCCAGCAAAGGUGAGAGUAUUGAUGCUUGACACUGUGAUUUUUUUCUCCCCUUUCAUGUCCUUAGGCAGUACCAUUCUAUAAGUCAUAAAGAUGCUGCCACGUAAGCUUUGUUAAGCAGAACAAGAGCUUGCCAGAUUUUAUUGUGAUGUUUUCGCCUAACACAAGCUAGAGGAAAUGAGCACUAAAAAAAUAUUUGCUCGACGGCUGAGACAAGAAAUUACACAUUGCUUCGCUGCCUCUUGCUGCUACGACACGCGGUUACUCAAGAAAUAAAAGAUGCCAGAAAUGCCAAUGAUUAGCUUUUGCACUGCUGCUCCAGGCCCUGUAACUGUAUUGUGACUUUACCUACAAUAAAGGGGCCUAUGAGGCAUUUUAUAAUGCAGCUAGCACUGCCUAUGAAUGGAAAUCAUUGCCAUUAAAGAUACCAUGAGAUGUUUUAUCUCGAUUUAACCGAUCAUGGUCUAAAGGUACCUAAUCUCCCAUUUUUUUUUAGUUCUCCACAUUAAAAGGUAGCACUGCCAAAAACCUAGCAGCGUUAACCUGGCUAGAAUAAGUUGUAAGUGUUCUUUUGCCAGCUCAUACCAACAAUUUGGAUAAAUAAAUGAAUGUUCAUCACAA
Messenger RNA from Ixodes scapularis (black-legged tick), 2131 nucleotides. RefSeq names its product ninjurin-2-like. Gene Ontology annotation, cellular component: membrane. NCBI's taxonomy places the organism in Eukaryota, Metazoa, Arthropoda, Arachnida, Ixodida, Ixodidae. Bases 208 to 741 code for a protein of 177 amino acids. The transcript has 4 exons. The record is from RefSeq and is a predicted model, not a curated record. Gene Ontology annotation, biological process: tissue regeneration; cell adhesion.